AUGUUGACUUGUGCCAGGUUGAAGAACAAACUUUUUUUCAGUCCGCUAUCAGCUGCAUACCAGGUAAACUCUCUAACAGUUUUUCUCGAUAAAUAAUCUGGUUAUCCGAGACGUGACUGUGGACAUGCCUUGUAAUUUUCAGCUUUAAUAUAUGUUCUCUCAGCUGUUUCUCUGUUUUUCAAAGCUUGCUUAUAUUUAAGCUUACUAUCUGCAGAGUAUUGAAGUUUACAUAACUUGAAAAAGCCUUUCUCUUAUCACCUUAAAGAUUUAUUGGAUCCUGGAAUUAGGUCUAUAAGUUAAAAGCUUAAUUGAUUAUUAUUAUUAUUAUUAUUGGUUAAAAAUGGGAACAAAUCUCAAACAUAGAGAGUGAAAACCUGGUUGCUCUAGUUAUUUCACAACUAUGUGCCUCAUUAUGUGGAGAUAAAGAGCAGUUGCCUAGGGGUUUUAAUAGUUUAGAUGAUGUCUGGUAAUCAUACAUUGUUCCUAUGGGUAGUUGUCUUUCUCAUGAAGCCAUGUUGAGGUAGAGUAGGGGUGGUACAUCCCCCAUCUCAACGUUGAACCAUGUUGUGUCACAACAAUAGGGGCAUUAUCAAUUUACUGCAAGUAAAAUCUCUUAUGUUUGGCCUGAAGCGCAAUGCCAACAAUUUAGUUGCUCACUCAUCUGAAAAACCACUGAUGUUGCAGUCAAUUUUGCUUCCAAAUUUAAUGCUGUUUUUGAUCUAACAUCCUGGCUGUCCAAUUUUGAUUAUAACUCAAAUGCCAGAUUACAGAAAAAACUGGACUCUACCCAGUCCUAAAGCAUAAUUGAUUAUUAAAGUUGGUCAUUUAAUGUCAAAGGUAGCAGCACAGCGCUUUCUGCACCGAGAACCACUGCAUCCAGAAUGGAAUGAACUGGCCAAGAAACAACUGAAAGGUGCUGAUCCUGCGAAGAAACUGACAUGGCACACACCAGAGGUAAUGGAACCAUGA
Porites evermanni is the source of this 969-nucleotide messenger RNA. Lineage: Eukaryota; Metazoa; Cnidaria; Anthozoa; Scleractinia; Poritidae. The record is from the annotation of a GenBank genome assembly.